UGCUGCCCCGCAAGAAGCCGCCGCAGUUCAUGGUGGAUCUCUUCAACAAGGUGGCCGACGCCAACGGCAUCACCCGGGCGCCGGGGCUGCUGCAGGGGGACGUGGUGCGCAGCUUCGAGGAGCGCGGGGGGCCGGGCGGCGGGGAGCCUGCCGGGCGGGCGGGCGCGGAGCGCUCUUCUCCAGGUCACCUGGGCCGCCACCACUUCUACUUCGACAUCAGCGCCAUGGAGAGGGGCGAGCAGAUGCUGAAAGCCGAGUUCAGGGUCUUCAAGCUCAAGAGGACACGGCGGUCCAGAAGGUCCGAGGUGCAACACUUCUGCAAAGUGGAAGUGUAUGAGCUCUUGGAGAGUGAAAAUAAGCCACAGAAAAAACAUCUCAUUGCAUCAAGAUUAUUGUCCCUCUACGGAGAAGGCUGGGAAGUCUUCAACGUCACACAGACAGUUUCCAAGUGGGUUGGAAACAGCAGCUCCAACCAUGGCUUUUGGAUAAGGACGACACAUGUUUCCAAGCAUGGAAUGGAACACGACGUGGUUACAUUUGCCAAGAGCCAGGGCGCUUUUCAGGAGAGUAGAAAUGCUCUCCUUAUCCUCUUCACGAACAGUAACAAACGGAGGUCUCACAGCUUUGUACCCUCUGCUGCCAAAUCAGAAGCAAGCCAUGUUUCUCAUGACCCCGCCGUGGAAAGCAGCAGUGGCAGCCUGAGCAGGAGACCCCGCGCUGCCAGCAGCCCCUUAGCCGCGUGCCACCGAAGGGAGCUCUAUGUAGACUUCCACGCUAUUGGCUGGUCGGGAUGGAUUAUUCACCCCAGUGGAUACAAUGCGUUUUAUUGCAGAGGAUCCUGCCUCUUCCCUUUGGGGGAAAGUCUAAAUGCAACAAACCAUGCUACAGUUCAGUCCAUUGUUUAUACGCUGAAACUGUCUCAAGAUGUCAGCAUGCCCUGCUGCGUGCCAGAUGAAUUGAAGUCCCUCAAUCUCCUCUACUUUGAUGACAAACAGAAUGUCGUCCUUAAAAAUUAUAAAGACAUGGUGGCAACAAGGUGUGGUUGUCAUUAGCAAGACAUUUUUUUUUCUGCAUUUGAUGUGCACCUGGAUUCAGUUCCCCAUUUGCCACUGAAGAUACCAAAGGAGAUGGCAUUUCAGUUCACAGGGCAGGAGAGAGGGAAACUGGUCUGAGCUUCAAAUCCUUCUCCUCUCACCAUGGCUAUGUGGAAAGGUGGCUGUCUUAUGGAGAGCUGCGGACUUUAGGAGUUCCAUGAAGAACUCUUUGAGUCCCUGCACACCAAGGAAACUAUUAAAAUCAGGAACUUGCUAUGUGAAGGAAUUGAAACACAUUAAGUUGACUGUUCAAAUUAAGGUCUUAUUCAGUAUACCAAGGCUCAGAAUUACCAGUGAUUUAACAGGCAUGGCAUCCUGCCUCAAUCCAGGAUGGGAUGCAGGUGUCUGAGUAGUCUUAAUCAGUUUUGUCUGCAUGAUCCAGUGGGGAUGUGCAAUCCUACUUGAGCUCUCAGGAUAAGUAUUUGCCCAGAGAUAAUUUUAGAGGUCUCUACAACUUGCAGAUUAUGCAUUACCAGGAAAUGGACUUCUUCCUCUGAACUUUAUGCAGUUCUACCAAGUGCAGAGACCUCCUCAUAAGUCCCUAUGGGACUUGCUAGCCAGUCUAAAGGAGCCCAUGGGUCAGUAUCUGUCUGGGAAUCAGCUUACUUGUCUUCUAACUCAGGGCUGCACCUCUGUGUGGUGAGGCCAGUGCCAGUCUCUGUGAGGGCUGUUUGGGUGUGUGGCACCAGAGCCUGCCCUUGUGUGUUUGCUGUGCUGUGGGAUCCUAAGCUUGGGUCAGAACCCUUGUGGUUUAGCAAAAAGAAAGAAACCCAUGAAGGUCCAUGAGGAUAUGCUAGAUACUGGCCUGGUCAGAUGUCGAUGAGGUGAGUGUGGUGGAAUGUACUUGCUGAUUCUCCUCCCUUCAAGGAAUAGGGGGACAUAGGGGGAC
This is a messenger RNA of Ficedula albicollis (Collared flycatcher), 1983 nucleotides long. Its product is annotated as bone morphogenetic protein 7-like. The record is from RefSeq and is a predicted model, not a curated record. The coding region runs from base 30 to 1052 and encodes 340 amino acids. Lineage: Eukaryota; Metazoa; Chordata; Aves; Passeriformes; Muscicapidae. Gene Ontology annotation, molecular function: growth factor activity; cytokine activity. The transcript has 4 exons. Gene Ontology annotation, biological process: SMAD protein signal transduction. Gene Ontology annotation, cellular component: extracellular region.